Molecule: messenger RNA, 769 nt
Organism: Suillus subalutaceus
Lineage: Eukaryota; Fungi; Basidiomycota; Agaricomycetes; Boletales; Suillaceae
Product: Dihydroneopterin aldolase-domain-containing protein
Exons: 2
Coding region: 5-745 (246 amino acids)
Biological process (GO): folic acid-containing compound metabolic process
Cellular component (GO): cytoplasm
Molecular function (GO): dihydroneopterin aldolase activity
Source: RefSeq, a predicted model, not a curated record
CUCGAUGUCCUUACCCACCACCACCACCGAUGUCGUGCUCGUCGACACAAUCCAGCUUACGGCAAACAUUGGCCCAGAUUGCUGGGGACGCCUGCGCGAACAGCCCGUCUCAAUCACCGUCCACCUCCAUCUUAAACCCUCCUUCCUUAACAUAUCCGCCCAUUCCGACAACGUCGUAGACUCCAUCCACUAUGGCCAUCUCACCAAAGCAAUCUCAGCGCUCUCGCCAUCUUAUGCGGAUGUUCGUGCACUUGUGCAUGAGGUCACUCAGAAAGCAUUCGUUCUGGCUGGAGUGAACGUGGACGCCGUGCGCGUCGUCAUCGGCCUUCCGAAGCAGAUUUUACUUGCGAACGACUUUGAAGUUGAGGUGAUUACACCCAGGGGCAAAGACGAUUUACAGCAGGCUGCAAGGGUGUCUGUCAAAGACCUUAUCAUUCCCGUGCUGAUUGGCGUCAAUCCCCCAGAGCGCCUUGCAAAGCAGAGGGUAAUCACAAAUAUCACAUUCUACGAGAAAUCUGGUAUGCGCCAAGUGGACUACCCAGCAAUCAUCAAACAGAUAUCAAAUGAAAUCGAAAAUACUGCAUACCUCACGCUCGAGAAAUUUGUUCUGCACAUCGUUCGCAGCUCAUGUCUUGCAUCUGACGCCAUUGAAGCUGUGACAACACGAUCACAGAAGCCCAGUGCACUGUCUUUUGCUCACUCUUCUGGUGUUGAGAUGACUCGGUACCGCGAUGCGUUCCAAUGAUUGCGAUAAGACCGUGUAGGAAAU